AUGUUCAUCUCCCUAUCCCGUGUGCCUCUGACCAUUAAUGCCAAAGCUGAUCGUCGACAAUUACGCGAUCUGGCGACAUCCCGGUCUCAAGAGGAUAACUUAGCAUUUUCCCUGGCCAACAGCGUGAAGCAGGAACCGAGCACGCCAACGGAAAUGCAGCUCCGUGCAUUGUGGGCCAAGGUCUUCCAGGUUGAAGAGCAUGUCCUGGGCAAAAAUGAUCAUUUCCUUCGGUGCGGUGGAGAUUUUAUCAUCGCGAUGAAGCUCACGAGUCACGCGCGAUCUGCAGGCUUCAGCUUGACUGUCCAAGAUAUCUUCCAAACUCCAGUUCUCGAGGAUAUGGCGGCUCUCAUAUCCCAAAGAUCGCUGCAAGAUCUGUCGCCACAGUCGACUGUGUCCUGGAUCCAUGGCCUUCUCCACUGGAUCGUGCACGUAUGGUAUGCAGGCAGCUAUACGCUCAUGAAGCAUCAGUACGUACACAUGAACGGCGUCUUGGCACCUCGAUACCGGCUGGUGGACCUUCUCUUCCCAUACAUCGUUGAUCCCUUAGUGGGUCACACAUGGAAUUCAUACUACUACCAUCACGUCAAGAUGCACUAUGUUGAGGGCAAUGGGCCCCUGGAUCUCAAUUCGACCAUGUGGUACGAUCGAGACUCGAUCGCCGAUUUCGCUCGCUAUGUGGGCCGGUUCUUUUUUCUCGUCUCGCUGGAACUGCCGCUGUACUUUCUUCGAAAGGGCCAGUACUCCACUUCGUUGAAGACGGCUUUCUGGGAGUUCAGUAACUAUUUGGCCAUCGCUCUGCUAUAUUGCUACGGUCAUGCACGGGCCACAAUCUGCGUGUUUAUUUUACCCCUUAUGACACUUCGUGCGGGAUUGAUGGCAGGUAAUUGGGGCCAGCACGCCUUUGUGGAUCCCCGUGAUCCCUCGUCGGAUUUCCGGUCUAGUAUAACGUUGAUCGAUGUUGCUAGUAAUCGAUUUUGCUUCAACGAUGGUUAUCACACAUCACACCAUUUGCAUCCCCGGCGCCACUGGAGGGAACAUCCGGUGGCGCUUUUGCGGGACCAGAAACGCUAUUCGGACGAGCGGGCGCUGGUGUUUCAGAAUGUGGAUUACCUCAUGCUGACUGUAAACUUGUUGCGAAAGAACUAUAUACACCUGGCCCGAUGCAUGGUUCCAAUUGGCGCCGAACAAAGAGCGAUGAGUCUAGAGGAGCGUGCGGACUUGUUACGCAGUCGGACCCGAAGAUUCCCCGAGUUGCACUUGGAACGGAAGAGCGCAUCUAAGCGGCGGUAA
This is a messenger RNA of Penicillium expansum, 1290 nucleotides long. Its product is annotated as fatty acid desaturase. Lineage: Eukaryota; Fungi; Ascomycota; Eurotiomycetes; Eurotiales; Aspergillaceae. Bases 1 to 1290 code for a protein of 429 amino acids. The record is from RefSeq and is a predicted model, not a curated record. The transcript is spliced from 3 exons. Gene Ontology annotation, biological process: lipid metabolic process.